Messenger RNA from Macrobrachium nipponense, 4476 nucleotides. RefSeq names its product protein sidekick-1-like. Gene Ontology annotation, biological process: synapse organization. The record is from RefSeq and is a predicted model, not a curated record. Gene Ontology annotation, cellular component: neuron projection membrane. Lineage: Eukaryota; Metazoa; Arthropoda; Malacostraca; Decapoda; Palaemonidae. The coding region runs from base 472 to 1362 and encodes 296 amino acids. The transcript is spliced from 10 exons.
AUGCGAGGUUGUUGUGAGAGUAUGUCUGUGUGCGUCGGUCACUCUCUCUCUCUCUCUCUCUAGGCGAAGUUUAUCGCGCGGUUUUUGAAAGCUCGUUUCACGGGGUUUUGGGAACGUUACGUUUUGGAGACGUGGAGCACGAUUAAUGCGUGACUUAACUCGAUUUAUAUACAGUAUAUGGGUGUACGAAUUGUUGUGUUAAGUAAGUUAAUUUAUAAACAAUACAUGGGUGCAUACUGGCAUGAAUAAUGUAUGUGUGAACAUGGCUUCGUAUCCUCUCAUAUCUCAACAUACUCGUACGUAUUUUUAAAACGUACGAAAUCGAUCGAUCGGAAUAACUUGAGACUCCAUCUCUCUGAAGCGUAAACGGAGAAAAAGUUAGCUAUAACCAUAACCUAGAAAAGUAACUUUUUUAACUUUGCCAGACUUAAGUGUACUACAGGCGGCGAUAAUUAUUGCCUGGUCUUCAAGAUGAAAACUUCCGGACUGCAAUACAUUCGGCUGUCAGUGGUCCUGACUAUCCUCUUACCAGACUGGACUUCGUCGUGGUUCGGAGGACCGAUCUUCAGGGAAUCUCCAGUCAACGUGACCGUGAACGAGGGAGAUCAGGCCUUCUUACCUUGUCGUGUGAUUAACCUCGGAGACAAGUCGGUGACUUGGAUGAGGAAAAAGAAUUUGCACAUACUAACGGCUGGGAUGCUGACAUAUUCGCCCGAUGAUCGAUUCAAGGUGCUGCACCCGCCGGGCUCCGAGGAGUGGACGCUGCAUAUCAAGUUCACCCACCUGGGUGACGGCGGCUGGUACGAAUGCCAGGUCAACUCGGACCCAAAGAUAACAAGGCGGGUUCUUCUCCUGGUGAAAGAUAAAAGUCUGAACGACCCCUUCUACGAGCCGGAGUUCGAGAUAGUAGAUAACAGAACAGAAGUCGAGGUGGAAGGCCCCAGCGAGAGGUACAUGCAGCAGGGCAGCAUCCUAUCCCUGGUGUGCAGCAUCCGGCACAGGGGCGUCAGAGGACCGGAGCUGGUGGCGUGGUUCCACGGAGCCGUGAGGCUGCACUACGAUUCCCCGAGGGGCGGGAUUGCUCUGCAGACAGAGAAAACGAGUGAGAGGACAGUCAGUCGACUGAGGUUGUCGAAUGUGACGCCACGGGACUCGGGAAGGUACAGCUGUCGACCAGACACCGGCGGAAUUUCUUCUGUGUCCGUUCACAUACAGUCAAGUCAGCACCACGCGGCUGUACAACACAACACUCACAGCAGUGGCGUCGGCACCAGUGACUACUCCUCGAAGUCUUCGGUGGCUUUGCAGUUUGUCUUCCUCUUGGCCUCGGGACAUGCAGUCAUAGCGUCGCACUUCCGAUGACCUGAAAGUGUUCAUCAGUCGAAGGUAGGAUAUCCAGAGGUUCGGAAAGCUCUUAUCUCAAAAUGCACCGAGUCUAGGUCUAGGGUUGUUCAAAUAAGCCGUAGUCACAUAAAGGUGACAUAAAACGUUGCAUAAGUAGGGGCCACUGUAUUCAGGUACGUAAGGACUUGCUGAAAUAAAUCCUGGAAGUGAUUGCUUAUAAGCGUGUUAAGAUUUAAGAAAGCUUUAGUCUAGUUGCUCUGAGGUACAGGUCACGGAACGCAAUUACAACCGUUGAUGCUCAUUUUGUGUCACUUAUGGAGACCCCCAGUCUCCCUAAGUCUCCAUUUGUCAUUUCAGAUUCUUUUUUAUUAUAAUUAUUAUAUAUUUUUCCUCCCCAGAGAUAACGCCAAAUCACCUAUAGGAGCGACAACGACCUGGCAAAGUAAGGGAGUUUUUGUUGAGCACACAAAGCCAGUUUGGAGUGUUUUUUUUUUUUAGAUUUUUGAAAGGCAAAGUCUGAUCACUGGAUUUUGAAAUCACCAAAAAAAUUGACCGAUGUGACAUUUUCGAGAAUGAGAUUAUAUUAGCUCAAUUUUUUUACGUAAUGGGAACCAUUUUAACACCUGCUACAUCGCCCUCUGAGAAUAACCAAUACUGUUCUAGUCUGUUGACGACCUCUUCUGAGAAACCAUUCUUGCAUACUUUUAAGAAAUCACCCUUGGCUCAAUCGUCCUUUAAUAUAGAGAUCAGUGCGAUUUCCAAGGAGGACAGUGCUGACAUAAUUGCUCUGCAAAAAGGAUCUGUGUUUGGGUAUCUAAAUGAAAGGUUUGCCUUCGUUGCUCUCUGCUGAGAACCAGCACUGUUUGACAAAAGUAUAUUCCUUCACCUCCAUCUUUUGGCACGUGUACUAAUUAGCAUUACAGGGUUUGACUUCAUCUAAUUUUGGAAUCAUACCAGCAAGCCAAACAGCUUUUUGUAUUCUUCUCCAGCUCCUGCGUAUGAAGACAAGGAUUGACUUCUAGUCUUGCAGGAAAGGGUGUAUAACUUCACCUUCAGCCUCUUGAGAACUAGUAAUAACUGGCACAAGAAAGUCUUACUUCGCCUCCAGUUUCUGAGAAAUAUACUGACCAGCGACUUCAUCUCCAGAAUUCGAAACCAUUGCAUCAGCUUCUGAGAACUAGUAAUGACUAUCAGUAUGAGAACUAUACUCUGUUUUAUUUCAUCUGUCCAUCCGCCUGUGGUGUUUGCGCAUGGUAUCACUGCGUCCUGUGCUUUAGAUAAUAUCCUAUUUCGAAUAUUAACGGAUAAUUCGCAUACAGUAAAUUAUUAAACACUUUUCAGUUGCAAAUGUACUCCCAGAUAUCCUUUUAUUUACCUAAAACUUACACAUAGUAUAACUAUUUAAAGCCCGGGACGCAGUGUUACCAUGCGAAAACACUACAGGCAGAUGGACAGAUGGAAAAAAACAGAGUACAGUAAUGAUUAUCAAUAGGCUAUAGUGUCUGCCUCGCCUUCAUCAACAUCUGAAACUAGCAAGACAAUCUAGCUAUUAAGCUAGCUUCUGAGAAAUCACAUGAAUUAGCAAGGCAGGGAUUGAUAUCAUUGCCAUACCUAGCAAGUUGAUUUUUCAGAGAACCAGUAGUGCUAGUGAGAAGAACUAGUAAUAUCUGUAAGAUGACUGGCAAGUUUUACAUGUUCCUAGAUGCAGAUUUUUUUUCUGAUUUUGAUGAGUUCAACUUCUAUCGUUUUUCCUAAUAACCCGUGGUUUCAACUUCUCUGUCUACUGAUGGAAUGCAAUUCAUAAGCCUUGAAUUCAUCGCACCUUGUUGGCAAGACACAAGACAUAUGACCUAAGUAAUUUAACUGGAACAUGAAACAGAUUGUCAAAGGAAAAUUCUCCAAAUGCGUACAUUUAUCAAAAAGUAUCAGUCCUUUCGGAAUUUAACUGAAGACUCAUUAUUAAUUAUGUCUUUAGGAAGAAUAUUAAGCAAGAUCGUACAAGAUUCUGACACUGAAUAAUGUUGGCACAAGUGAAUUACAGGGUAUCGAAAUCACCUUUUAUAGGAAGUGUGGGCAAUCGUGGAAAAAAAAUAUGGGCCUACACUAGGGUGUUAUCUAGAAAGUUAUAUUUGAAUUCACUAACUAAAUUCAUUUCUUGGCUUGAAAUCUAUUGCUAAUGAGCAAUGGUAUCAGAAACAUAAUACUGUGCAGUGUUACCAGGGUUACAAAGGAGCAAACUUAUUCUCAAAGUAUCAGUGGAAUUGUGUCAAACUUUCUUGGAAAAGUGUGAGCUUCCAACAACAAUUUUUCAACGUAGCUGUCUCAUAUCCUAAGAAAAAAUGAACAAGAGACGUGUGCCUUUUGAAUACAUAAACAUUUUUAUUUUGGUCGACUGCUGUCAACAAAAUGCAGUAGAUAAGUGGAGGGUGUCCCUUAGAAAAUGUGAAUAUUCUUAUCAGUAUCUACUGUCAUCUUGAUGGUCUUCUAUGGAGGAGUUGAUAGCUGAUCGAAUCUUAAUUUGCUUGGCUUACCUAAAACCAAAAAGAUGAAGGAUAUGUCUCCCAGUCUACUGUUAGGAGCCCUUGGUACGGAGUGAUUGUUUACCUAUCAAAUAGGUGCCCGGAUAUUAAGGAACUGCAAUGAGGGAGAAUCUCUAGACUUGACAAGAGAAAAGAGAAAAAAUAGGGGUAUGCAGACAUGUGGGAGGGUAUGUACUAACCCCCAUUCACUUACAUACCACCACUUAGCAACUAAUAAGCUUCAGUGACCAAUCCAGCUUACGCUGAUGAUACUCCUUCAUGAAAGACAAAGGUCACAGCUGCAGUCAAGAAAAAGUGAGUCUUUUGAGAAUGAGAACGGAGGAACCACAUCAGGUCGUCAGAAUAAACUACAGUAUUUAUAAGUGGUGAUGCUGCAUAAUUUGCCAGAUUUUGUUAAAAAUAAAGGAAGUACUUUCAAAAUGUUACUGCUAAAAACAAAGUAUCUAACAUGGAGGUAUUAUAUCACUUUGCAGGAAACUAUCUUUUGUUAAAUCUAAUGGGUAAGUGUUAAUUAACUUAUGAAUACAUAAUACAAAACAACUACCUCAUUUAAGGUGUAAUUGUAAGCAGUUCAUUAAAUUAUAAAUAUACU